Marchantia polymorpha subsp. ruderalis is the source of this 1003-nucleotide messenger RNA. The record is from the annotation of a GenBank genome assembly. NCBI's taxonomy places the organism in Eukaryota, Viridiplantae, Streptophyta, Marchantiopsida, Marchantiales, Marchantiaceae.
GUUACCGAUGGUACUUGCUGUGACCGAGGUGUGGAAUGAGCAACAGAAGUUUCUGACGAGGGCAAUUCUCAACUCAGUGGUCGGAUCAAAUUCUACGGAAGGGAUGGUGGACUAGUACAUGCAGAGGGGAGCGCAUUGCUCACGUCUUCCGCAAUGGGCAGAUUCACAGCACUGUCGACCUUUUUCCCCGGCGCCUUUCGAAGCCCGCCACAACCUUGCGCUGGUUGCCGGAGAGUUCAAGGUCGGAAUUCCACUGGCUGUCCAGGCUGCGAUGCGAGACUUGCAGAGGAAAAGCGAAAUAACCCGAAACCUCCAGCGGGCUUCCAUCCUGACAAUCUGCCCUUCGGCCAAGCGGGUUGGCGAGUAGCUCGUGGUCGUCGGAACACCGUCCUGCCGGUCCAGCUGCACGAUUACGCUUGCUUCAUGGAACAAGGGAUCCGAAUCGGACACAACUUUCACAGACGGAAGGAGCUUCUUCCAUCCCGCAGGUACACCACCUUACUCGAUCAUCAGACCAAAACUCACAUCAUCCGAGGCGAUGGGACAAGCGCUCACCUUCUGUCGGGGACAUGGGAAAGACCCCCGCCAGGAGGAAUAAGAGCAAAGCGAGGAGCAAAGCAACGUCGAUAGUGGGCACAAAACAAAGAGUUCAUGAAACAGAACAUGCAGAGCAUGGAUGGAUCUCAAAUAGAACAAAAUCUACAAAUCCCAAGUUGGAAUUCUGAAUUCUGAAUUGCUGCAAAUGCACAUACUAGAGCCCCUUAAGGAAACAAGGCGAACGAUACUCCAGAUAUGACUCUACGAAACUUUUCUCCUGAUUGGCAUUGUAAUGAAUCUGUACACUGAUAAGAGUUGAAACUACUGUAUUCACGAAUCGAGCUACUUCAAUAAUUUCUGUACUUUCCUUCAGCAAAGACGACACUCGUCUUUUCUGUAGCAUUCCCUAUCAAGGAACCUGCAUCUUUUGUAAUAAAAUACUGUUCGUUUACCCAAGUUGAAAUGG